UAAUAAUAAUAAUAAUAAUGGAGGGGUAGGAAUCCUGGGCUCUUAGGUUAAGCCGUUCAAACCUUGGCACCACGAUAAAUGACCCAGCAUCCGGACAAAAGGCUUCCUAACAUCUACCGUUUAUGAGACUCGUUUUGAUAUUAAAUUUUCCUCAAACCUGGUGAUUUGUUGUCAUAAUAUUACACUCCACGUGGAGUACAAUCUGUGACGUUGGGAUCUGCAGCAUAACCACUUCCUCCCAGGUAUAGGAAAACUUGCCGAGCACCACGAGAUGUCUUGUGCCCGGAGAUGGUUACAGAGGAAGUUAGUGACGUGGGAGAACACAGGCGUUCUACUGGUAGGUGCGGACAUGACGUCACAGGUUAAUAUCCCAUGGGUGGGUCAGGUGACGGGGUGUUCCGGCCUCACCCUGGGUGGGGGAGGGUGGCGACACCCGGGAAGGAGGCUAUGGCGCCAAUGGUCGGGGGAAGAUGCCUGACCUUGCCAGGGGUGUUAGGGGUAAACUCUGCAGUCUGCACCAGUCAUGGCCUAGUGCUGGCCACCAGAGGACGUGUGUUCUGCGCUCUCCUGCCACACCACACACACGCACUCUUAGGAGCCUCGUAUCCUCCACACAACUGUUAGCAAUAAGCAUCUGAGACGUGUUUGGCCAAGGAAAGGUGUACCGUGGAGAGCACAUUCUCUUCAGCAGCCCUUCAUCCAUGCUCGGAGACUACUUAUCUCCAUAAUACAUACACAUUUGAUAAUCUGUCUUGAUCAGCAAGCACACACACUCAAACGUCAAGUCACGGUGCAGUUACUUUAAAAACAACAAAUUCCUCAGGAACAUUUGGACCAAACCUCUAAACAACGCCUGAACAGCAAGCUUCCAAAAGUUGCAGCAUAUAUUCACAGGGUAAAAGUCGCUCUCAACACUACGGAAUAAUCAAAAGAAGCCUCCGUGAAUACCACAAGACAUCACAGAACGAGGGAUCACAAGUGUAAACAACAGUUACUCUCCCAACACCGCACAAAUACCAACAACUGUCUCAGCAACAACUAUAAAGGACGUAAAAGACAACUCAAAGCAAGAACUUUGCCAGAAAACCUCAGAAUUAGCAACAGUAGUCUCUGUAAGAAGUAAGAGACCCACAGUACAGUACGUAGAAGCACAGGUCAACGCAGGAACCUGGCUAGAACACAGAAUCAACAACAGUAACCUGUGUAACGAAGAGAAAAGGAGACCACAGUAGAGAAGACAAUAACAAGCCUACGUAGUAACACUCCCAGAAGGAUGCGGUUGCCGCGGUGGUGCACCAAUGCUGUGAAGGCGUCACUGCUACUGGUGUUGAUGGGAGUGCGAGUGUGCGUGGGCAUGCGGAGCAUGGUGAGGGGUAGCCAGGCUCGCGACGUAGCCCUGGGCAGCAACACUCUGAGGGGACUGCAGAGCACGUGGCACAAGGACACUCGGGAAGACGAGAGAGCCGCCUCUCCUACUCCACUAUACAACGCCAGAAAGGCCUUUAUCGCCUUCCUUAACAACUCUGAGCGCACAAAGUUGGCCCGGAAGGAGAAGAAAAAAAAUAGACCUAACAGGAAUAACCAAAUUCGUCUGCCCCGGGAAGGACCGGAAGGACCUCCAGGUCGCCGUGGUCCUCAGGGACCACCAGGUCCUCCUGGUGGCAGCCUCAGCACUCGUGAGAUGGAAGAAUAUAUUAAAGAUUAUCUAAGAGACUUCCUGCAACAGAACAAGACUGUGAGCGAGGUGAACUUAGCGGAUGAUAGCCUGGAGAGGACCAGCCGAAUGAGAGUCAAGGCUGCCUUUACUGCCACCAUGCCCCAGCCCACACUCCUCAAGCCAUCUACUCUAGCUAUAGUCGACGCCUUCACUAUCACAUUCUCGCCGGGUGUGUUUGAGAGAAGAAUGGUGGUGGAGCACGGAGGCUUCACAGUCACUAAGAAAGGUAUAUACCAGGUGGCAGCAUCACUGGUAUUACACCCACGAGGCAGACCCAACACACCCCUCAGGCCGCUCAAGGACAUCAGUGUCUACCUCUGUAUUACGCACUGUUCCAAGAACAGUCGUCGACUGGAGUGGUCGGGAUCACUGGGAGAAGGAUCGGUAACAGCAGUGUUGGCAGGCCAUCUGCUGCUACUGCGGGGUGACACGCUCCUCUUGGCUGUCGACAAUCGCACCAAGAGGCCACUGCAGGUGGGGACAGGCUCAAGCUUUUCUGCAGCGCUGAUUGGAACAUAGAUGCAAGAGGGCGAGGGUAGACGGCGUUGUACUCGACCCUGCCGAAAUAUUCGCAGCAUUAAACCUAAAUUUAAGCAAAAAUAAUAUAUAUUUAAAAAUGAAUGAUAAAGUGAAUCAAGAUGUUGUUCAUGAGGAAGAUCAUCUCGAUUUUUCAUUUAUUUUGUGAAAGACAGUGUUAGUGAGACGUUGAUCAAGAGCAAUAUUCAGUGACAGAAGUUGCUUAGGAGAGACUGUAGAUACACUAAGAUACUGUCCUUGUGAGAAACUACAAGCAGAAAGCAACUGAUUGCGAAAACUUGUCUUAAGACAUUCUUUGUGAAAGACUCCAGCAAACAACCCACUGUUUCUAGGCAUUAGAGAUAUCUUAGAGACUUCAUUAAGACGACGGUGUCAGUUGAGCCAGACUUGGUUGGUGGGACGGACGUGCGUGUGUGUGUGUGAGUAUAUGUAUAAGAGAGAUUAUGUAUUUGUAGUUUCAGGAGUAGAGCUACGCUCUUGGUAGUCUAUCAUAAGCCUUUAAGUUGCAGUUUUUAAGGUUUCCAGUGGUUGUACCAUCACAAUAUGAACUCAUUCUACCAGUCUAGUGCUUUUAAAGAAAAAUUUUUCUGUUGAACGUUUGCCACCAGUUCUUAGUUUAUAACUGUGGUUUAUUCUUAUUCAUUUUUUGAUGUGCUAAAAAACUACUGUAUUUUUUCAUUGUACACCAGUUUUAUAUCUGCAUCCUUUUGUUAUCUUGAUGUUCAACUAUCUGUCAGUGAGGGAAAUUUUAGCAUUUUCAGCCUCUUCGUAAUUCUUAUUUUAUAACUCUGGGUGUCACUGUGGAUAAUGAAGA
Molecule: messenger RNA, 3068 nt
Organism: Cherax quadricarinatus
Lineage: Eukaryota; Metazoa; Arthropoda; Malacostraca; Decapoda; Parastacidae
Product: adipolin
Molecular function (GO): protein binding
Source: RefSeq, a predicted model, not a curated record